GGCUUCCUUGAGGUGUAAGUUAGACUGUAAGCAAUUUCUCGCAGCUGUUAUGUGAGGAAGAGUAAUAUUGACAAAAAGAUUCCCCCCACCCCCCAUUCACAAUGAUCAGCAAGACAAAAUGGCAGCAUGUGCAUUUGACUGGGUAAGAAGAUAAUGCUGUUACAGAAUGAAAAAAACAGACAUGAUUACAGUGUAUAAAUUUUUUGCAUUAAUAUUUUCUUUACCACGAUAACUGUUAGACAUAAAAAAUUAAUUUAUUAAAACUUUGAUGAUUGAGACAUUUGUUUACUGAGUAGUAAUAGCAUGGAAUCAUAUUAUAAUAAAGGAUAUUGAAAUUAGUGAUGCUGGUAGCAGAUAUUUGUGGGUAUUGGAAAGAUAUCGUAGAUGAAUUCAUAAGUUGAAUACUUGUAAAGUUACCAUUUUAUUAGCAGAAAGAGUAAAUAGUGCUUGCUUAAAAUUAACUAGUUUUUGAAGAAUAUUUGUAACUAUGAAGUUAUCAAAAAGAAGUGCCAAAUUUUUAAAACUAUGCUUAUUUAUAUGCUUAUGUGGAAGUAUUUUUUAUGGAUUCAUUUUGAUGAACAAAGCUCAAGAUUUGCAAGACUUGACAGGCUAUAGAAGAAGUUACAUUCAAUACCCUGGAAAACUUCAACUUGAAAUCCUCCCUCGCAACAUUGUACCUGCAUUUGUUCAGCGUUUAAAACAAGUCAACACUGUGUCUACAAAAUCUAUCUUAAACCAGUCUAAAACAGUGUCAGAGACUGAGGUAAAAAAUGAGAUGCCAAUUAUAAGAAAACCUGAGCAUAGAAAUUCACUGAAAACAAAUUUUUCUGUGGAGUUAUUGCAACUACAAACAGAAACAGGACCUCCAAAUUAUAAUGUACAUGCUUUUUACUACCCAUGGUACGGUUCCCCUGAACAUGAUGGACAGUACCUACACUGGAAUCAUCCAUAUAUACGUCAUUGGAACAAGAAAGAAGCGCAGAAAUGGCCAAAUUACACACACAUGCCUCCAGAUGAUGUUGGGUCCAACUUUUAUCCUUUGUUAGGAGCGUAUAGUUCUAGAGAUGCUGAGAUUAUAGAUUAUCAUAUGCAGAUGAUGAAAUAUGCUAGGAUUGGUGUAGUUGUAGUUUCCUGGUACCCUCCAGGUGACUCGGAUAAUAAAGGCUCUGCCACAGGACCAGAUUCAUUGAUGCUGACACUGUUAGAUGCAGCUGAAAAGUAUCAGUUAAAGAUUGCAAUUCAUGUAGAGCCGUACAGUGGAAGAAAUCAUGUGACAAUGAAGAAAAACUUGGAAUACAUUAUCAGGAAGUAUGGCAAUCAUUCGGCAUUCUAUAGAACAAAUUAUCGGGACAAAAAGAAUCUCCCUCUCAUUUAUAUAUAUGAUUCCUACCUUGUUGAGAGUUACGAUUGGGCAUCAAUUUUAACCAAAAAUGGCAAAGAAAGCAUACGAAACACGGAACUUGAUUGUAUAUUUAUCGGACUUCUGGUAGAGCAUAUGCAUAGAGAUCAUGUAUUUGAAUCUGGUUUUGAUGGUUUUUACACAUAUUUUGCUACAAAUAUGUUUACAUACGGAAGUACUUGGAAAAACUGGCCUCUAUUGGCUCAGUUUGCCCAGUCAAAAGGUUUACUGUUUAUUCCGAGUAUUGGACCUGGGUACAUUGAUACAGAGGUCCGACCUUGGAAUGGUGGUAAUACACGCAAACGGCUUGAAGGGAAGUAUUACAAUGAGGCUUUUUCAAACGCCCUGAGCAUCGGUCCACAUAUGAUCUCAAUUACAUCAUUUAAUGAAUGGCACGAGGGUACUCAGAUAGAACCUGCUGUGAACAAAAAAAUAAAGGUCAGGAGGUAUGAGGACUAUGGAACCAAAGGACCAAAUUUUUAUCUAGAUUUAACAAAAACUUGGGUGAAUAAGAUGAUGCAAAAGUAGUUGUAGAUAAUGCCAUUAAAAAUGGUUUGUAAAAUAUUGUAAAAGUAGAUAUCUUUUUAAUGUUACAAUUUGUAUCUAUUGGAAACGCUGAUUUUUAUGUAGGAAUAUUUGUUUAUCUUUUUAUAUUUUUGGCUAUUGCCAAAAUUUUCUUUUUAUAUAUAAUAUUAUACCUGUAAUGUAGCAGCGAAUCUUGGGGAAAUGCUUGCAGAUUAUUUUCAGAGGACAAAAUCACUUUUAAUCACAAUUAUUGUCACACUGAAGUAAAUGAAAAAUGGUGUUUGUGACAUCAGAUGAAAAUAACUGAGUACCAAAUUGUUAUGAGGUUUUUAAUAUUAUAUUGAGUAUCUGUUGAUCCCUUUUAAUGCAUUAACAUCUUAUAUCGGAUGUCAAGGGAGGUAACAAUUGAACCAUGUAAUUGCAUUACAAUAAUAUGAAUGUUGAAUUUCAAGGGAGAUAACCAGUGAUCAUGCAAUUUAUAUUAAAUGUCGGGAAAGGUAUCAUUGCAUAAGAAUGCUUUAUUGAAUGUCAGGGGAGAUAACUAUUGACAUUACACUGCAUUGAUUUAAUAGAUAAAUUGAGAUAAAAGGAGAGCUAACUAAUUCUCAUUUUCAUUGAAUUACAUUGACAAAAUUUGCCAUUUGGUAGAUUUUUUUUUUUUUCACACAGACUAGUGCUAUGGUAGUGUUUGCAAGUCUCUUUUCAGGUCAUUCAAAAUGGCGAUCCUGAUACAAUUUUCAUUGUUGUAUAAAACUUGAUUGAUCAAUGAUCAUAUUAGGCUUAAAAUAAAAUUGCAUGAUUACAAUAUGUAAAAAAAGUGCAAAUUUUCAAAGUAAAUGAAAUUUAGUUUUGAAUAAAAUAUACAAAUUUAUUAAUAAAUAUGUACAGAUGACAAUAAAAAUUGGACCCUCUAGUGAGGACCAAAUCUAUGAUCAAGAUUAUUAUAUUGCCAUUGACACAAAUAACAUGAUAAAAUCUGUUCAGAGUAAAUUAUCCAGUGGCACCAAUGGUAAUUAAUGUUACCAGUGGUAUUUUAGUAAAGGUACAACUGGAAAACUCCAUAUGCACCCAUUGUAUGUUGAAUUUCAAGGGAGCUAACUAUUUAUCUCUAACUACAUUGACAUGACAUAUUGAAUGUCAGGGGUGUGGAAAGUAACCAUAGAUAAGCAUAGAUAGAGUAACAAUUUGUGAUACACAUUUAUUAGUCUGUGAUACAGUUAUAUUCAUUAUGUUAGACUUUGUCUUAUUGUAUGCACAUGUAUAUUUUGUCAGAUUAUUUAUUUUGGAAAAUGAUCUCUUAUAUACAAUAUAAGCAUUAAUUAACUAACUGGAACAGUCUUUAGCAUUUGCCACCAGUAUAGAGUCAGGCCAGCCUUUAUGCUGUUGGUAGCUCAAUUUUUAUAUUGAACUUUUGGACUGUUCUAAAUACAAAUCUUAGCAAAUCCAUUUGAGCAUGGUAAAAGUUUAUAUUGAUACUAUAUGCAUUUUUUCCUGAUAACAUUUGUUAUUCUUGUAUAAUUGAAUAUACUAUUGUUAUUUAUUAUAUCCUGUAAAAUAUUGUAGGGAACACUAACUAUAUUUAUACUUCCAUAUGUUUUAAAAACAUAGUACUACUUAAAACAAAUUUACAACUUAAUUUUUAGCUUGCAUUAUGGUUUAGAUCUGGGAACAUCUAUAGGUCCGUGUGGCUGAGCAGAAGUUGCCAACUUAAAAUCACUUGCCCCUGAUCUUACUGAGGAUUUUGCAUGUGAGGAAGUUAUUCAGCUAGCUUACAGAAGGUUUAUGGUUCUACUAGGUGCCAACUAAUGCUGUAAUGUGUACCUGAGGUAUUCCUCCACCAGUAAAGCAGGGAAGUCACCAUAUGACCUUAAUUAGCAGUCAGUUUACCUGGACACACAACACAACAUUGUAACAUCUGGGUCAACAGUUGGACCAGAAAGGUUUUUCAAUAUUUAAACUGAAAAAGAUAAAACUAAAGUUUGUUUUUUUAUAUUAGGCUAAUAAAAUGUAAAUAUCAAUUUAUAAGAUUCUGUGUUGCCAAGUUAUGGCCCUUAAAUUUUUUAACUUGUAUAAGUCUAUGAAAUAUAUAGGUGAGGGUUGUUCUUUAAGCAACGUUUCUAAAGCUGUCGAGAAUUAUUGACUUCAAAUACAAUCAUAUUGUCAGAAUUCUGUGAUUCAGCCAUAAUUAUUUUUUGUCUCAAAAUUGAAAACUUGCUUUUAUGACUUGUUGGACAUUGUUAUAAAUUAUUUAAAAUUAUUAUUAUUUUAAAGAGAGAUAUUAAAUUAUUUUUUUUAUAUUUUAUGUGCCUUGAAUUUUAUUUCAAUUAAUGCAUUGAAUACCUUUUAUGUACAUGUAAAUUUAUUUCCAAUAAAUAAUGUGAAACAAUAGUACAUGUAUUAGUUUGUUAAUCGAUAUGUAAUUUUAUUGUUAAGCACAAAGAAAUGCCGAGUGCAGACAUAUUUUUUUAAUUUUAAGAUUUAAUGCACAAUUUAAGCAAAUAAACCCUAUUUUACUCUUUUUGGGAACUGGUAUUUUGUUUUAAAUUUUUAUUUGUCUGCUGCUUAUUACAAGAGUUUUUCAUUUCAGACAGUCUAUAUUUUUGGUAUGUGAUAAAAAGAAUAUUUAAAUUUGUGGAAGUUCAUUACUGAAUUUAUUGAACUCGUCCAGGAAAUUCAGUAUUAAACUUACACUCAUUCAAUAUCCUCUAUGUAUGAAUCUUUCACAAGCUAUAAUUAUAUUGUUUUAAUAAUAUAUUGUUUGUUCAAGAAUUCUCAAUAGUUUUGGGGUUGCUUUUUACGAUAAAUCUAAUGUUUUACCAUCUUGUAAAGGAUAAUACAUGAUUUAUGGAGAAUAAAAAGGAAAUAAUAUGGUAAAA
This is a messenger RNA of Ruditapes philippinarum (Manila clam), 4800 nucleotides long. Its product is annotated as glycoprotein endo-alpha-1,2-mannosidase-like. The coding region runs from base 488 to 1927 and encodes 479 amino acids. Gene Ontology annotation, cellular component: Golgi apparatus. Lineage: Eukaryota; Metazoa; Mollusca; Bivalvia; Venerida; Veneridae. Gene Ontology annotation, molecular function: alpha-mannosidase activity. The record is from RefSeq and is a predicted model, not a curated record. The transcript has 5 exons.